This is a messenger RNA of Morus notabilis, 2396 nucleotides long. RefSeq names its product serine/threonine-protein kinase-like protein CCR2. The coding region runs from base 25 to 2325 and encodes 766 amino acids. The transcript has a single exon. Gene Ontology annotation, biological process: protein phosphorylation. Gene Ontology annotation, molecular function: protein binding; protein kinase activity; ATP binding. NCBI's taxonomy places the organism in Eukaryota, Viridiplantae, Streptophyta, Magnoliopsida, Rosales, Moraceae. The record is from RefSeq and is a predicted model, not a curated record.
UUUAACCAAAACCCAGAAAAAGUAAUGGGAAUACCAAUCCAAAGCUGUCCUUAUUGCACUUCCAUUUCCCAUUUUUGUCUCCUUCUCGUUCUUCUUCCGUUUCUUCCUUUCGCAUUCGGGUACGGGUCGGCGGGCCCGAUUGCGGCGGGGUUCAGCGAGGAGGGGUUCUUCUGCGCCAUCGACGCGAGCGGGAAGCAACAGAUCGUGUGCUGGGACAAGCAGAACAAGUCAUCUUCAACGACUUAUUUCAGUUCCCUCCCUCCGGUUGUCUCUCUCUCCGGCGGGGACGGGUUCAUGUGCGGCGUAACGUCGAAGGACUCGAGGCCUUAUUGUUGGAGCCUGGCCUAUUCAGGUACGGAUCUCGUCCCUGAAGCUUACAAGCACGUCUCUUACUCUCAAAUGGCGUCAGGGAAAGACCAUGUUUGUGCCGUCAGAGGCGAGUACUUCUCGAAAACCGAUGCGGGUACCGUCGAUUGUUGGCAGUUCGGUUCGAUUUCGAACGUUGUGUUUAAGUCCUUUUCUGGUGGUCGUUCCAUUGAUGGUGUUGUCUUUAGGAGUGUGGUUUCUGGGGAGGGAUUUAGUUGUGGUGUAGUUAGAGAUGGUGGUGGUGUCAUUUGUUGGGGACCGAAAUCGGGAAAUCUCGAGGUUUCGGGCAAUUUCAAGUCCUUGGCUUCGGGUAAGCAAUCUGUUUGUGGAAUUGCCUCUGCGUCUGAGAAAGUAGAAUGUUGGGGUGAGGCUAAUGAAUUCGGUUCCCCUCCGAACGGGACUCGUUUCGUGAGCCUAUCAGUAGGCUCGCGGCAUUAUUGUGGCAUCCGCGCGGAUGAUCACGGUGUUCAAUGUUGGGGAAGCAUCGAUUCCUCGUCGAUUCCUAAGGGUUCGGGGUUUAUGGCGAUUGCUUCCUCAGAUUUCACCACUUGUGGGGUUAGAGAGGUUGACUUGGUGCUUGAUUGCUGGGGUGUUCACGGGCAGUCCUCGCCGGAUUAUAGCCCGCCUUUGCAGUUGUGCAGCCCGGGUGUUUGUUCUCCGGGCUCGUGCUCUGCAGGGAAGUUUGCAUUCAAUGCCAGUGCUUUGAAUGAGCCUGGUUUGACCAGUUUAUGCGCUAGAAAGGAUAUGAAGAUUUGCUUGCCUUGUGGGACAAAUUGUUCUGAAGGCUACUUUCCUUCAAGUGUUUGUAGUGAAAAUGCUGAUAGAGUUUGCACUGCUUGUUCACUUUGCCAGAACAGUUCUUGUUGGGAAAUCUGCAAGAUUUCCUCGUCGUCGUCCUUCGGGAUUCGAGAGCAGGAAAGGCAAGAGAUCAUAAGGAAAUUAAUAAUCAUCGUUGGGUCCUUAGUCUCGUGCUCAUUACUACUUUUGAUCUGCUGGUUUCUCUUUACUUGGAUCUUCAGAACCAAGAGUGAAGAAAAGGGUAGAAUGUGGUGCAACUUUUGCGCGAAAAAGCAGGUGGUGGAGGCUGACCCUGAAAUGAAUUUGCAGCCAUCUCUCUCGAUAACUUCGUGCAUCGGAACAACCCAAGUGUUCAGGCUCUCAGAAUUGAAAGACGCCACACAUGGAUUCAAGGAAUACAAUGAGCUAGGAAGGGGAAACUUCGGGUUUGUCUACAAAGCUGUUCUGUCUGAUGGAAGUCAAGUAGUAGUCAAGAGGGCCAAUGCCGCCACCAUAAUUCACACCAACAUCAAGGAAUUCGAGGUGGAACUCGAAAUUCUCUGCAACAUGAGGCACACCAAUAUUGUCAACUUGUUAGGCUAUUGUGCUGAAAUGGGGGAGAGGUUGUUGGUUUAUGAGUACAUGCCACAUGGAACGCUUCAUGACCAUCUCCACGGUGAGCUUUCGCCUCUGGAUUGGAGCCUAAGGCUGAAGAUCUCAUUGCAGGCAGCAAAAGGGCUUGAGUAUCUUCACAAGAAAGUAAAACCCCCAGUCAUUCAUUGCGACGUGAAGACCUCAAAUAUCCUUUUGGACUCGGAAUGGGGGGCGAGGAUUUCGGAUUUUGGCAUGUUGAGUACUUCUGACAAGGAUUUGAAAGGAGAUUUGCAAGGUGAUGUUUACAACUUUGGGAUAGUCCUGCUAGAGAUUCUGAGCAGAAGGAAAGCUUUCGACCGGGAUUGCAACCCUCCGGGCAUUGUUGAUUGGGCAUUGCCAAUGAUAAGAAGAGGCAAAGCAGCAGUCAUUAUAGACAGGCAUGUGGCUCUUCCAAGAAAUGUGGAGCCAUUGCUUAAACUUGCUGACAUAUCAGAGCUUGCUCUGAGGGAGAAUCCCCGCGAGCGGCCUAGUAUGUCGGAGAUUGUAUGCUUGUUGGAUCAGAAUUUGAAGAGUGGAAUGGCACUAUGACAAUGUAAAUCACACCAAAAAAAUAAAGAGCUGUGGGAGACCUAUACUUCAGCAUUGUAAUUUACAUAUCU